AACAUAUCAAAUUUAAUGAGUUAGACCCAAAGCACUUCCUUUGUAAACAUGUCAGAGGAACAAGAGAGCGUAGACUUCUCACGGAUCCACACAGGUGGAGGGUAUUCUUCAGACUUUGAUUCCGAUGCAGAGAGGGAUAAAAGAUCCAAAAGGUAUGACCUGAUUCCACAGCAAACAAAAACUACAGAAAAAGUCGCAAACAAACGGGAACUUGAGGACGAGUAUGGCAGGGAAGAAGGCAAAAUUCAUAGAAUGCAAAUUCUUAGCAUGGAUGCAUACACACGACAUAAGAAGUAUGUCAAUGACUACAUCCAGUAUUAUGGAGGAUCAGAAAAAUUCUUCAAAAGAGAUAGUUCGAAAGACAAAACUGACUUGGACGUGAUCAAAGAAAACCAUAAAUUUCUGUGGGACGAUGAAGAAGCCGACACUUGGGAGAAAAGGUUGGCAAAGAAAUACUAUGACAAGUUAUUCAAAGAAUACUGCAUCACAGAUCUCAGCAGGUACAAGGAAAACAAGGUUGCCAUGAGGUGGAGAAUUGAAAAAGAAGUUGUUGAAGGGAAAGGUCAUUUUAGUUGUGGAAACAGAAAAUGUGAUGAAAAGAAUGGACUGCGAAGUUGGGAGGUUAAUUUUGCAUAUGUUGAAGGCGGCGAAAAGAAAAACGCACUUGUUAAAUUAAGACUGUGUCCAGAUUGUUCAUACAGAUUAAACUACCACCACAAAAAGAAAGAAAUUCUUCCAAAACAAAGGAAGAGGGACAAACGAAGUGAAUCCAAGAACAAGAAACACAAAUCUCGCCAUGAAAGCCCCACACCAGAUACAGAUGAAGACAAUUCAGAAGCUUCUUCAAGUAAACAAAAAGAGACAUCUAGUGAAGAUGAGAAAUCCAUUUGGAGUGGUCCAGCCAAAGUGUCAGAAGAGAAAUCUAGGGAUGAAGAAUUUGAAGAUUAUUUUGAAGAUAUGUUUUUAUGAUUAAAAUAUUAAUACAAUUUG
This is a messenger RNA of Magallana angulata, 990 nucleotides long. Its product is annotated as protein FRA10AC1 homolog. NCBI's taxonomy places the organism in Eukaryota, Metazoa, Mollusca, Bivalvia, Ostreida, Ostreidae. Gene Ontology annotation, molecular function: phosphatase activity. The record is from RefSeq and is a predicted model, not a curated record. Gene Ontology annotation, biological process: dephosphorylation. The coding region runs from base 49 to 969 and encodes 306 amino acids. The transcript is spliced from 13 exons.